AAACCGGUGUCUGUGAGUCAUCGCCGCUCGGACAGACAACUUGCUUCGAAUCGCUAUUCAGAAGCCUCGCAGAUUCUCUCGGAUUUAUUAGGAAUCACGAAUUUCUCUCUCAUUGCCCGACAGGAUUGAGAUGUUACAUUUUAGGUCCUCGACAGUGCUGAAGGAGUUGUUUGAAGCCACCCUCAAGCGUCCCUUUCCCGUCUACCGAGAGAAGACCUGGUUGCCGACAGGCUCCCGCUGCUUCUGCUGCCUCGGCGCCACCUCCGUUGAUGCCAGAGCCACAUCUGCUCCUCUGAAGCUCCUCAAUGCCGCCGCGCACCGCCCGGCUCUCCGCACCGCGCCCCGCGCCGCCUCUCUCCGCUCCUACUGCGUGAAAACCGAAGCCGAGGAGGUAGAGGAGCAGCUGAAGAAGGAUGGAGCCGGCGGCGAAGCGGACAGCGACAAGAGAAGAAACGCAGGGAUUCUCCCGAGUUUGGAGGAUUUGCUUUUCUACACAGUGGCCGAAGGUCAAGAGACGAUUCCUGCUCACAAAUUUCUCACAGCACUGAAAGCCACGGGGCUUCGUUCCGGAGAUCCACGACUGAAGGAGUGCAUGGAAACACUGAAAGAAACUCUAAAGAAGACUUCAGAUGGCGUUACACUGGACAGGCACCUUUUCAAGAAGUGUGUCCAGAGCAACAUUGUCCUGCUCACUCAGGCCUUCCGCAAGAAGUUCGUCAUCCCAGACUUCCAGUCCUUCACCUCCCAUAUUGAUGAGCUGUAUGAGAAUGCCAAAAAUCUCACUGGAGGGCAGGUUGCAGACUACAUUCCUCAGCUGGCCAAGUUCAGCCCCGACCUGUGGGCGGUUUCUCUGUGCACGGUGGACGGGCAGAGACAUACGGUGGGAGACACUAAGGUCCCCUUCUGCAUGCAGUCUUGUGUGAAGCCUCUGAAGUAUGCCGUCGCCGUGCACGACCACAGCACGGAGUACGUGCACAGUUUCAUCGGGAAGGAGCCCAGCGGCCUCCGCUUCAACAAGCUCUUCCUGAAUGAAGAUGAUAAGCCGCACAACCCGAUGGUGAAUGCUGGCGCUAUUGUUUGUACUUCACUCAUAAAGCAAAGUGUAAGCAACGCAGAGAAAUUUGACUAUGUCAUGAACUUUCUGAAAAAGAUGGCGGGAAACGAGUAUGUGGGUUUCAGCAACGCCACAUUCCAGUCUGAGCGUGAGUCAGGAGACAGGAACUUCGCCAUCGGCUACUACCUGAAAGAAAAAAAGUGUUUCCCAGAGGGGACAGACAUGACCUCUGUACUGGACUUGUACUUUCAACUCUGCUCCAUUGAGGUGACAUGUGAGAGUGCCAGUGUCAUGGCGGCCACCCUGGCCAACGGGGGUAUCUGCCCAAUCACGGGCGAGCGCGUGCUGAACCCAGAGGCGGUGAGGAACACGCUGAGUCUGAUGCACUCCUGUGGCAUGUACGACUUCUCAGGGCAGUUUGCUUUCCAUGUCGGCCUGCCUGCCAAGUCUGGCGUAUCAGGAGGGAUCCUGCUGGUUGUGCCCAACGUGAUGGGCAUCAUGUGCUGGUCGCCUCCGCUCGACAAGCUGGGCAACUCGGUCAGAGGGAUCCAGUUCUGCACGGACCUGGUGGAGCUUUUCAACUUCCACAACUACGACAAUCUGAGGCACUUCACCAAGAAGCACGACCCUCGCAGAGAAGGAGGCGACCAGCGGGUCAAGUCUGUCAUCAACCUGCUGUUUUCCGCCUACACUGGGGACGUAUCAGCCCUGAGGAGGUUCGCGCUGUCAUCCAUGGACAUGGAGCAGAGGGACUAUGACUCGAGGACGGCCCUGCACGUUGCAGCAGCUGAAGGACACAUAGAGGUGGUUCGCUUUCUGCUGGAGGCUUGCAAGGUGAAUCCAGUACCCAGAGACAGAUGGGGGAACACGCCGAUGGAUGAGGCGGUGCAUUUCGGCCACCACGACGUGGUCACCAUGCUGCAGCAGUACCACGAGAAAUACAGCCCGCCCUCCGAUGACGAGCACAAGACUAGCCCUGAGAAGAGCCUGGACAGCCUUCUGUGAGACCUGCUGCAGGUUGCUACGGAGGACCGGAGGAGGAAAAACUUUGUAGCCCAACGCUCAGGCUUCUGUUGAAUUAUUUAGCUGCUCUGCUGUGAUUUGAUUUUUGGCCGUAAAUGGUUGCUUGUUCACGUCUAUCGAAAUGUGAGCGUGAGCGGCUUAAACUCAUAUCUAAAGUGUUUACGGUAUUACUCCUGUAAUCUCACAGUACUGUAAACCACAUUUCUAGGAUGUACCUUGUACUAGUUUAGUAUUUUGUUCGUUUUACUCUCACUGUACAUGUGUUGUAAACUGUGUGGAAAUUAUGGUGUAAAUUAUGCGAUGUGUAGUUACGGGUGUGCUUGAUUUACAUUCCUGCCUCUGUGCUCAUUUGCGAGGUCACCAGCAGGUUCUCAGAGAUUGUACUCCAGAAUGUAUUUUUAAGUGGAAAAACUUGCAAUAGAAACAGUUUGUAUUUAUUUCAGACUUUCUAAAGAUGGAAAUUCAUUUCAGAGCGUGUGAGACGGACAGAAGAUCGUGUGAUUUGUUGCAUUUUGUAGUUUAUUUUGUCAGCAUGGUUACAUUUGCGUAUUUAAUUUGGGCGGACUAUAAUAUCAAUAUAAUGUUGAUUGGCAUACAUUUUAGGGCAAUGUUUACAGUGACAACCUGAUCUGGUUUUGUGCGGUAAUUCUCAGACAUUAUUUUCAGAUGUUUUCUUUCCACAUGUGGAAUAUAGUCAUUGUUUUUAACCUGUGAAAUUUAAUUUGCAAAUAUAUAAACAUGAACAACACGUACGAUAAUUAUAAUCAAAACUACAUACUUAAAUUUAAUGUCCAUGUGAGUGUUUUCAUGGUGUCAGUUGGAGUUCAUGUAUUUCAUGGAAAAAUGCCAAAUAAAAAGCUGGAAUAGAAACCUCUA
Messenger RNA from Maylandia zebra (zebra mbuna), 2953 nucleotides. RefSeq names its product glutaminase b (gene glsb). The record is from RefSeq and is a predicted model, not a curated record. Gene Ontology annotation, biological process: L-glutamine catabolic process. Gene Ontology annotation, molecular function: protein binding; glutaminase activity. Lineage: Eukaryota; Metazoa; Chordata; Actinopteri; Cichliformes; Cichlidae.